GCGCGAUGGUCUGGAGGUAACAUUCAAGUGCUCCAGAGUGUGAGAAUGUCCACAGCACACCUCUUCAUCUCUGGGGUGAUCAUCCUCUCCACCCUGUCAGGAGCACAUGGAGAUGAUGGAUACUACACCUCCGUAGUGGACCAGUGCCGAUUCAGCUCUUCAAACCUGACAGAUCUGGAGUUCAUUAGGUCUUACUGGUUUAACAAGAUCCAGAUCAUAGUGUUCAACAGCACGGUGGGGAAGUUUGUGGGUUACACUUCGUUUGGGGUGCAUAAUGCAGAGAGAUGGAACAAGGACAAAGAGUAUCUGGGAGAGAUGCGUGCUGAGAAAGACAGAUCCUGCAAGCCCAAUGCUGAAAUGAAGAUUAAUAACAUACUGACCAAGGCAGUUGAGCCAGAGAUGAUGCUGAGGCUGACGAGAGCAUCCAGUGGUGGUCAACCUGCUGUGCUGAUGUGCAGUGCCUACAGCUUCUACCCAAUGGCCAUCAGAAUGACCUGGUACAGAGAUGAGCAGGAGGUGACCAGUGAGGUGGUAUCCAGUGUGGAGCUGGCGGAUGGAGACUGGUACUACCAGAUGCACUCCAGCCUGGUGUUCACCCCCAAAGCUGGAGAGAAGAUCUCCUGUGUGGUGGAGCACUCCAGCCUGAAGGAGCCCAAGGAGUUGGUCUGGGAGCCCUCCUCAGAGCCCUCCAUGUCCCAAGCUGAGAGGUAUAUGGUUGCCAUGGGAGUAGCAGAAAUGCUGAUGGGGCUGAGUCUGGCUGCUGCCGGCUUCAUCUACUACAAGACAAAGUCCACAGGGCGGAUCUCGGCAACCAAGACCAGCAUGGACAAAGGUUUUCAUCAGAUGAAUAUGGAUAGCAACUUCCUGCUUUGGCUAUUGAGUUCUUACAGAUCUUUCUCAGUACACUGUGAUUCAAAGACCCCGGUGAAGAAAUCCAUCCUGAAUACCGUGUGCAGUGACCAUUAAGUUUGCUACCUGGUGUGAAUUAUACAAUAUGUCCUCUCACCACACUCACUGUUUAGAAUCUAUAAUAGUGCCCAGAUGCUUACUGUAUACUCCUCCAGAGCGAAAAGUAUUUACACAAUUAAUUACUUUUGAUUGCACAAGUGGCCAACUCCAGGCCUGUAGCCGUGUUCAUUAUUUGAGGUCACUCCAUAUUUUCAAUAUUUAUAUAUUUUUAAUUGGGCUGUGAACAUUUUAUUGUAUAUUUUUAUUUUGCUUAGACCUGUUAUUAGGAUGUUCCAGUACCGCCCCCCCAACAUCCCCUCAACAUUCUUGAUCAUUUUUAUACAUCGGUUUGUUAUGUAGCAAAGUCAUAUUAUAAAUCAUUUGAAAGUUUGGACUCUUGGGAAUCAAUACAUGACCAUCUUUGAAAUGUAAAAUAUGUGUAGUGUCUUAAUCUUACUUUUUCUCAAUAAAAUGUAAUCAAACA
Messenger RNA from Sardina pilchardus (European sardine), 1432 nucleotides. Its product is annotated as rano class II histocompatibility antigen, A beta chain-like. The transcript is spliced from 6 exons. Gene Ontology annotation, biological process: immune response; antigen processing and presentation. NCBI's taxonomy places the organism in Eukaryota, Metazoa, Chordata, Actinopteri, Clupeiformes, Clupeidae. Gene Ontology annotation, cellular component: MHC class II protein complex; membrane. The record is from RefSeq and is a predicted model, not a curated record. The coding region runs from base 46 to 966 and encodes 306 amino acids.